UUAACCUAAAAGUGAACUAUAUUUCAUUGCUUGUAGGAUGGUAUGGGAAAUCUGAGAGUCACCAAGAAGGGAAUCCGACUUGAAGGUAUAUCUGAGUUUCUACUUCCAUUGUAUGUGAAAGAAAUUCAUUCCCGAAAGGAUAGCCCACUGGUCUUACAGUCUGACAGGAAUGUAACAGUGAAUGCAAGAAAUCACAUGGGGCAGUUAACUGGACAGCUGACAGUAGGAGCUGAGGCUGUGGAAGCUCAGUGUAAAAGAUUUGAAGUGAGAGCGAGUGAAGACGGCAGGGUGCUGUUUUCUGCAGAUGAAGAUGAGAUUACCAUUGGGGCUGAAAAGCUGAAAGUUACAGGCACUGAAGGAGCAGUGUUCGGGCACUCUGUGGAGACACCUCACAUCAGAGCGGAACCUUCCCAAGACCUCAGGCUUGAAUCACCAACCAGGUCCUUGAUAAUGGAAGCUCCUCGGGGGGUCCAGGUGAGUGCUGCAGCUGGAGACUUCAAGGCCGCCUGCAGGAAGGAGCUCCAUUUACAGUCCACAGAGGGGGAGGUGAGUGCCGAGUGUGGACGCUGGCCCUUUACUGCUGAGGACGCGUCUUCUCAAAUUGUAUGCACGUGGGUUCAGGAGAAACGGAAAGAACUGCUUCCUGACAGAGCUGAAAUUAUGAAAAUAUUAAUAUUUCUUGAGUAUGCAACUGGAAAAGCAGAUCCAGUUGUUCAGCAGUAUCGAAAAAAUAUAUUUUUGAAUGCGGAUACGAUCCGGCUGGGAAACCUGCCGACGGGCUCUUUUUCCUCGUCUUCCCCCAGCUCCUCCAGCUCCCGGCAGACGGUGUACGAACUGUGCGUCUGCCCCAACGGCAAACUUUACCUGUCUCCGGCCGGGGUCGGGUCCACUUGUCAGUCCAGUAGCAGCAUCUGCUUGUGGAGCUGA
Molecule: messenger RNA, 927 nt
Organism: Vicugna pacos (alpaca)
Lineage: Eukaryota; Metazoa; Chordata; Mammalia; Artiodactyla; Camelidae
Source: RefSeq, a predicted model, not a curated record